GUUAGUACUUACUUCUUACUCUGUAGUCCGCUAUAAAUUCCAUCUGUUUGCGUUUGAUGUGUUGAUUAUUAGUUACCAUUGGUGUUUGGGCUCUGACCACAUACGACUUCUACUAUAUACACAUAUACAUAUAAUAUUAUACAUUUACGUAAUAUUGCAUUAAUACGCAUUUUAUUUAUAAACCGUUGAAUAGUUCAUGAAAAAAAUUCUUUGACCCAGAUAUUCGAUAUUGUGUGCAUGAAUGUAUUGUAGGAGUAGAAUAUUGUGUUUAACCCGUGAAAUUUUACCGUUGAGAAACAAGAUCGAUUAUAUUAAAAUAAGGACCAUGAGUCAAGGAGAAUCAGCCGACUUCAAGGCAGACUUGAAAAAACGUUUAUCGCCCAUUCAAUACCAUGUCACCCAAGAAAAAGGAACGGAAAGAGCGUUUACCGGCAAGUUUAAUAAAACUACAGAAGCUGGUUUGUAUACUUGCGUAGUAUGCAAUGAAACAUUAUUCACUUCGGAAACAAAAUUUGAUUCUGGUUGCGGUUGGCCGGCUUUCAAUGAUGUUAUCGAUCAGAAAAAAGUGAAACUAACUACUGACACUUCAAAUGUUGGAGCAAAUUUGCUGUUAUUGAUAACCAACCCAGGUAUGAUAAGAACUGAAGUGCAGUGUGGAAAAUGUGAUGCACAUCUAGGACAUGUUUUUAAAGACGGCCCACCACCAACAGGACGAAGAUUUUGUAUAAAUAGUGCUUCAAUGAAUUUUCAUCCAAUAAAUCAAGAGAAAUAAUAAAUAAAUGAUCUUUGCACAUGAAAUAUUGGUUAUAUUUUGUUGCAGUUACUCACUACAUAUUUAUUAACACAAAAUGGAUUUUAGUCAACAUAAACAUGUUAAUAUUUAUUCGUGGAAGUUUCCAUAAUUUUAUUUAACUAAUACUUUAUUGUGUCAAUGAUAAUUUAACUAUUAAUUAUCACCUAAUAAGAAAAUAUUGUGAUUAAUGUAAAAUAUUUUAAUAUUUAUUUGGAAUUGGAUAAUAAAUGUGUUUGUAAACAA
Messenger RNA from Acyrthosiphon pisum (pea aphid), 1036 nucleotides. It is a transcript of the gene SelR, whose product is annotated as methionine sulfoxide reductase SelR. Gene Ontology annotation, molecular function: peptide-methionine (R)-S-oxide reductase activity. The record is from RefSeq and is marked validated. Gene Ontology annotation, cellular component: cytoplasm. NCBI's taxonomy places the organism in Eukaryota, Metazoa, Arthropoda, Insecta, Hemiptera, Aphididae. Gene Ontology annotation, biological process: response to oxidative stress; protein repair.